AUGUCGACCCGCUCUGCCUGGCGAGCCUUGCACUACAGUGCUAAGCGCCGCAAUAUCCAACCGGCUACUCCGUACCGCUGCUUUUCCUGCACCCGCCAGGCCUUCGACCAGGCUAGACCAGACCAUGAACGCAUGACACACUUUGGCUUCACCAAUGUGCCCGAGUCCGAGAAGGAGUCGCGAGUCGGCGCCGUCUUCAGCUCCGUCGCCUCUUCAUACGAUAACAUGAACGACCUAAUGUCCCUGGGCAUCCACCGCCUCUGGAAAGACCACUUCGUGCGCUCCCUGAACCCAGGCACACCUGUCGCCAACCGCCCAGCCAACGCCAAAGACCAAGGCUGGAACAUCCUCGACAUCGCCGGCGGGACCGGCGACAUUGCCUUCCGCAUGCUCGACCACGCCACCAACAUCAACCACGACCUGCAAACCCGCGUCACAAUCAGCGACAUCAACGCCGAUAUGCUGGCCGAAGGCCGUAAGCGCUCCAUCGCAACACCCUACUACAACACUCCCCGUCUAUCCUUCGUCGAGGCCAACGCCGAACACAUGCCCCAUAUCCCCGACGCCUCAAUUGACCUGUACACGGUUGUCUUUGGCAUUCGCAAUUUCACGGAUAAGCAGGCCGCGCUGAACGAGGCGUUCCGCGUGCUCAAGCCUGGUGGUGUGUUUGCUUGUAUGGAGUUUAGUAAGGUGGAGAAUCCGGUGUUUGAUGCCGUGUACAAGAGGUGGAACUUCAGUGCUAUCCCCUUGAUUGGGCAGAUUGUUGCUGGGGAUCGGGAUAGCUAUCAAUAUCUCGUGGAGAGUAUUGAGCGGUUCCCGAGUCAGGAGGAGUUCCGGGGUAUGAUUCAGAAGGCUGGAUUUAUGAUUCCUGGUAAGGGAUAUGAGAAUCUGACUGGUGGCAUUGCUGCUAUUCACAAGGGUAUUAAGCCGGUCACUCAGGUUUGA
Molecule: messenger RNA, 945 nt
Organism: Penicillium brasilianum
Lineage: Eukaryota; Fungi; Ascomycota; Eurotiomycetes; Eurotiales; Aspergillaceae
Source: the annotation of a GenBank genome assembly